AUGGAUAUUGGCAAGGCUGUUCUCGAUACACUGACACAGUGCUUAUCAAGUGAUUCCAACACUCUUCGUGUAGGCGAGGAAACUCUUCAACAACUUGCAGCCCACCCAAGUUAUGCACAAGCUCUUCUUCAAUGCUCUCUUUCGCAUGAACUGCCAGUUGGACAACGACAGAUAUCCUUUUCUGCACUUACGUUGAAAUCCUAUGUUGAUACUCACUGGUCUUCUAAAUGCGAACGAUUUACUGGUCCUGAGCCACCAGAAGAGGUCAAGUCCUGGAUUAUGGCCAAUAUUUUGCGUGGUCUGUCCGAGCCCUUGAACAGUAUCCGGGUUGCCAUUGCGUAUGCAGUGUCCAAGAUUGCACAUAUUGACUGGCCAGAGGCAUGGCCAAAUUUCUUUGAUGAUCUCAUGUCACAUUUAAAAAGUGGCGAACCCAGCCAAGUUCAUGGAGCAAUGCGUGUUCUUGCAGAAUUUGUUCGAGACGAUAUUACAGACCAACAGUUUCCAGCCGUUGCACCCAUUCUUCUUCCAGAAUUGUACUCGAUAUUUUCAUCGCCAGAUCGCUUCAACUCUCAUAUUCGAGCCAAGUCUGUUGCCAUUUUACGCGAUUUUAUUGAAAUGAUUUUUAUGGUCAAGGAGGAGCAUCCUGAAGUUGUUCCCAACUAUCUUGAUCCUUUACUUACCAUGUGGAUUGAUGGAUUUAAAACUGCAUUGGCUGAAGACUACUCUGUUGAAAAUAUUCCCAUCAAAAAUGAUGUGCUGCGGGCAGUGGUAAAAAUCACUCGCGGGUUUCCCAAACAGGCUAGUCAUCAUUUGCGACCUCUGAUGGAGCUUGUUUGGAUGGAUCUAUGUCGUUUUUCCGACAGAUACGAAUGCGAUUUUGUUGCUCCAGCGAUCGACGGAUUUGCCGGUCAUGAUAAUGCUGAAAUUGACUCGGACGGCGAAAAUCUUGGUUUAGAGCCAAUUCUGCUGUCGCUGUUUGAGUUUACUCAGAUGGCUAUUAAAAAGAAAGCAUUCAGCAACAUGUUCUUAAAUGCUACCGCCCCGUCGUCUGCCACUCGCGAACAACAGCCCACACUUAUUCAGUUUAUUCAUGUGUGUCUGAAAUACAUGCGCAUUACAACUGAGAUGGAACUGAAUUGGAUCAAGGACAUGAACCAAUACAUACAGGACGAUGGAGAUGAUAGCUUGAUAUUUAACGUGCGUACCGCUGUGGAAGAGAUCUUGACAACGCUGUUAGACACCUACCAUGUAGACACAUUGAAUGCACUCUGUCAUUGCACAACAGAAAUGUUCCAACUGAGUGGUCAGUUGCGUGAUCAGGGAGUUUUGCUUUGGUGGAAGAAUACUGAAGCCGCGCUGCUUGCACUUGGACGUGCUCAACCUGAACUUGUGGACGCUAUGCAAACUGGUCAGAUUCAGUAUGAUAUUGGCGGCCUAUUUGAUCAUAUUGUACUAAGCUCGUUAAAAUCGUUUGAUCAUCCCCUUCUUCAAGGUCGGGCACUUUGGUUUGCAAGCCAAUUUGCUCAUGUACUUCCUCAGCACCUUACAAAAGAGUAUAUUCAAGGUGCUGUGAGUGCCAUUCAGCAUGAUAGUGUAGAUUUUGCAAUGCGUGUAUGUGCAUUAAAGGCAAUUAAGUGCUUCUGUGAAACUGAUGCCAAAAUAGAACUUCGAUCUCAUCAAGCCGAUAUUCUUGUUGGCAUUGCUGCGCUUGCACCAAAUGCAACAAGUGAUUCCUUGCUGCUGUUGCUUGAAACGCUGGUAUAUGUUAUCAAGAUUGAUCAAACUGUCACUGAUGAGCACGAGUCUCUCAUCAGCACUUUGCUUUUAAACGUAUUAAACCGUGGUCUUACAGAUUUUGUAGUAGUAGAUACGAUUCAAGAUAUUAUUGCCGUUAUGGCAACUAGCAAAAAUACGACAUUUCAAGAGCGUAUGCUACCUUAUUUUGCCAAGUGUAUCAAUACCGAAACAUUGCAACAAUCACCAGAAACGGUUACGUCCAUUUUACUGUUUGUGGAGACAAUGAUCAAAAAAGCUCCUGAGCCGUUUUCUCCUGCCUAUGUUCGCGAACUGCUUCCUAGGGUUUUUAGCGUGACUGCAGUUUCUCACGAUAGCGCUUUGCUUCAAAACAGUGAAGGUGUUAUCAAGGCUUUGGUUCAUCGCGAUUUCUCCAGCAUUACUGCAUGGUCGAAUGGAAACAUGACUGGACUCGAAUGUAUUAUUCGAUUUAUUGCUCAACUGCUAGAUCCUUCACAGUCAGAAUCAGCUGCAAUGUUUGUGGGUGAUUUGGUUACCAAACUCAUUCAAAAGGGACAUGCUAUACUUGCUCCAGUUUUACCAGAGCUCCUUCACUCUGUCGUGUGUCGUCUCGAAUCAGCACGGCGACCCACAUUUAUACAAACACUUGUGCUAGUGUUUGCUCAUCUAAUUCAAAAUCAAAUGGAUGUGGUGAUUUCCUUUUUGUCAGAGUCUGUAGUGAAUAACAAGGAUGGAUUGUCCAUUCUACUGAAUGCAUGGUGUGACAAUUUCCAGGACUUUCAUGGUGUCUUUGCCAACAAAACUAGCUGUACCGCCUUGGCUAAAAUGCUUUCCAAUCCAAGCCCACUGCUGGAUAAGAUCCAAGUUCGUGGCGAUCUGAUUGUACCCUCUGAAACUAAGAUUAUCACUCGCUCUAUCUCCAAGCUAACUCCAGACAAGUAUGCGUACGUGUCGUUUAGAUGCAGAGCCUUGCAACUUCUUCUUAAAGAGCAUCUUCAUCAGAUUCACUCUAAAGCCCGCUCUGCUAAAACUACACUUCAGCCUUCCAAUCAUCAUGCCCUAGAUGAGACUAUUGAUUCUGAUGGCAUCGAGGAAGAUGACUGGGAAGAUGAAGAUGACGAGCUAAAUGUGCCCUUUGAUUUUAAUCAGCUGAACAGUUUUAUAUAUGAUGACGAGGAUGAUCAAGAUCGGGAUGUAGCAGAAGAUGCAGACAUACAGGCAGAUCCGGUCUACCACAUUGAUGUGAAGUCAUUUAUUGAGACGUUUAUGCGUGAUGCAGCUGCUCAUAAUGCAGCUGCACUUUCAACUCUUGCUGAAUCUCUAGACAAAUCCUCCAAAGAACAGCUCCAAGCCAUUCUAUCACAAACAUGAUAGACUUCAGUUUUCUUUCCCACAAACCAUAUCAUAGUUGUGAUCUUGACGCAUCAAUUGCCAAUAACUUUAUAAAACUCAAUAAAAAUAUCGCUUGAUGUAA
Batrachochytrium dendrobatidis JAM81 is the source of this 3229-nucleotide messenger RNA. RefSeq lists its product as uncharacterized. Gene Ontology annotation, cellular component: cytosol; nuclear envelope. Gene Ontology annotation, biological process: protein import into nucleus. Gene Ontology annotation, molecular function: small GTPase binding. Lineage: Eukaryota; Fungi; Chytridiomycota; Chytridiomycetes; Rhizophydiales. The transcript has 17 exons. The record is from RefSeq and is a predicted model, not a curated record. The coding region runs from base 1 to 3126 and encodes 1041 amino acids.